Messenger RNA from Hydra vulgaris (swiftwater hydra), 1973 nucleotides. RefSeq lists its product as uncharacterized. Gene Ontology annotation, molecular function: DNA-binding transcription factor activity, RNA polymerase II-specific; RNA polymerase II cis-regulatory region sequence-specific DNA binding. NCBI's taxonomy places the organism in Eukaryota, Metazoa, Cnidaria, Hydrozoa, Anthoathecata, Hydridae. Gene Ontology annotation, biological process: regulation of transcription by RNA polymerase II. The record is from RefSeq and is a predicted model, not a curated record. Gene Ontology annotation, cellular component: nucleus.
AUCGUAAAUAUCUAUCAUCGAGUUGCGAGUUUAUUUGGUAUCGCUUUUGUAGUUUAUGUAGUUGCCUAUCUCAAUUUCUUAAAAGUCUACAAAAACCAAAAAUAAAAUUUCUGCAGAUUUUUGUAAUGAUUUGGGACCAAGGUGUAAGUAACUUUAUCGUAGCUUUAUUGUUCACAAAAUGGAUUUUACAAUCUUCAAAUGACACUCUGCAAAUAAAUCAGAUUUUUAAUAACGUUCCGUUCAAUAAGAGACUUGUUUCAACAUUUAGAAAUCUUUAUAAAAAUGCUGAAAAUACUCAAUUAGACUUAAACAUAGCUGGGUACCAUGAUCUGCAAAAUUUAAAGGGUUCAAAUGUUUAUUCAUAUGAAGUCCAAAAUCUUUUAAGUUGGCAAAAUGCAUAUCAUAGAGGCGAUCUAAGAUUGCACUCAGAAUUGCAGUUGAGUAUUUUACCAGUCAAUGCUGUGCAUAAAGGCGAUAAAAAAAUUAGCAAUUCAUUACAAACAAUUUCUAAUGUAUUUAUUGAUGAUGGGUAUGAUUCAAGUGGAUUGAGUUUAGAUUCUCCAACAUCUAGCACAUUAUCAGAAACCAGACCUGAUUAUUUAUUUUCAUCCUCAUCACCGCCAUUCUCUGAUAAUAAUUUUGAAAAUUUUAGUAGCUUACCUGGAGCUUAUUCAGCUGAUUUUGACAUAGAUGAUCUUCUAGAUAAUAAUGAUUUAAAUUUAGGUGUUGAAACAAAUUACAAAUCUCAAAGUUGUUGUAAUGAAAAAGAAAAAUUAAGUUGUUUAAAUCCAUUUUCAAAGAUAUUAGAUAUAGAUCAUGAUUUGGAUUAUGUUUCUUCCCCUCUUAAAAGCCCAUCAUUUGAUGAGUUUUUAACAAGUCCUAAUCAAGGCUUUUUAACAAAAUAUGGGAUUGAUAUAUCUUUUGAAGACCCAUUUGAAAUUUGUUUCACUAAUUCAUCUUUAAAAGAAAAGUUAUUAGAUAGUUCAUUAAAUAUAGAAGACUAUGAUAUAAAUGAACUAAAGCUAGAAGAAGAUGUCGAUAGAGCUCUAGUAGAGUCAUUAUCUCCUAAUGUAUCAAAAUACAAAGUAAUGAAUGAUGAAAGUAAUGAAGUAUCAAAAGCGCUCAUUGAAAAAAAUGCAUUUGAAGUUGAUCAUGACUACUACCAGAGGUCAGAUUCAAGUUUAAAUUAUACAACUAAAAGUUACCUAAAUGACGUUGCAGUAGGUGCCAGGCAGUUAACAGAGUUAUCUCAUACCUUUGCUCCAUCUCAUUCUGUCACAAACUCUAAGGAAACAAAAUCAGAAAAUAUAUGGCCUGAUUUUCCAUACACAUCAGAAGAACUUGUUACUAUGCCAGUUGAUACUUUCAACGAAGUUAUUAAAUUGUUAGAUGAAAUCAGAAAACACAUUGCAAAAGAUGUUAGAAGAAAAGGAAAAAAUAAAUUUGCUGCUCGUGGUUGUCGUAAAAGGAAAAAUGAUCUAAUUAAGUGUUUAGAUAUUGGCGUAGACGAACUUAUCAGGAAAAAAAACAACCUAUUAGAUGAAAGAAAUAAAAUCAUUGCAGAAACUUUAGAAAUUAGGAGAAAAACAAUGUGGUUAAACAGCUACAUAUUUAUGCAUCUGAGAGACAGUAAUGGAGGACUAUAUUCUUCUGUUGAUUACUCAUUACAGUACACAUCUGAUGGUAAUGUUUAUAUUGUUCCGAGUGACAAAACAAGCAAAGUACACAUCUGAUGGUAAUGUUUAUAUUGUUCUAAAUGACAAAAUGAGCAAAGUAAUAAAUAAGUUUCAAAAGAUCAAUUUUUACUAUUAUAAAAUGUUCAAAGAUCCUGUAGUUUUUUGAAAUAUUUAUGUUUUGUCGAAAAAGUAUUUAUAUUUGUCAAAAAAAUAUUAACUGUUAGAGUUUAAGUUUGUAUAUACUUUGUAAAUAUGAUGUAUAAAUGUUUUUGAAAUUUUUAAGAAUUUUCUCUUAAA